Caenorhabditis remanei is the source of this 1272-nucleotide messenger RNA. RefSeq lists its product as uncharacterized. The transcript has 9 exons. NCBI's taxonomy places the organism in Eukaryota, Metazoa, Nematoda, Chromadorea, Rhabditida, Rhabditidae. The record is from RefSeq and is a predicted model, not a curated record. The coding region runs from base 1 to 1272 and encodes 423 amino acids.
AUGUCCGAGGAAGUUAUGGAAGCAGGCCUACAAUCUCUCGACCAAGUGAUCCCCGUCAUCGACCAAUGUGUUCAAGAGGGAAUCUUCAGUUUCCAUCAUAUUUCUGAGCAAAUUGACAAUAUCUCUGCAAUUGGAGCGCUUGCAUCAAGUGUUGAAGACGGACAAGAAUCCGAGGCAACUGAGAAAUUCAAUGAGUUGGCAGGGCUCAUUGAAAAUCUCUCCGGAUCAAUGUGCUCUCAUUUAAACGAUCUAAAAGACUUCAUGGCUAAUGAGCCGUUUUAUGAGGAAGCCAUGAAUGGGUCUCUCCACCUCCUCAAUCUUCUAAAAAACCAUCUGACUAAUCCGGGUUACGGUAGCACCAGUGAUUUUAUGGCGGCUCACGGGGAGACAAAUCCAGUGGAGUUGGGAUAUAGACUAGUCGUUCUUCUCAACGGGGACACCACGAACCCCUUGAAAAAAGCGCUCAUGCCAAACCAUGAGUUCGACACGUGGAAAAAUGUUCUAAGCGGAUUUUUUAGUCAAUUGCUUUUCAUCGAAGCAUACGCGUAUGGAUUAUCUCUAGAUGAGAACCUCGCGGACCCACACGCUUUAAUGGAGGAAACUGAAGACUUUGAGAUGAAAUGUGAGAUGUGGAGGAAUGAACAUCAGACCUCCUGGCCGGACAACGUGCUCAACUUCAUUGAAACCGUUCAAGACAAUGAGAACAUUGGUUCCUGCGAUGAGAUGGCAGAUCUAAUUCGUGAAGGAUUAGAGAAAAUUGAUACGGAAGAUGUGUUCUACGUGUUGGUCUUCCCGAAUACGAGUCUCUACGUACUCCACAGUACCCUCUCGGAUCAGGUGGUCACUUCGUGUGAUCGUGGGUUAUUUAAUGUGAUUGUUUAUAAAAGUAUCGAUGGAAAAUACGCUGGAGAAGACGAGUGGAAUGGAUUCAGAGACGCCGUGGACCAAUAUCGGGAAGUGCAAAAAAUCAAUAACUGGGUUACCGACGAGGACUUGGAAAACUGGGCGAACGGUAUUGAGAAUAAUGGAUUCGUGGUCAUUUUGGAAACCAUGGAUGGGAUGGCCGUCCGUUCCACCAAAACCGACCAACUCGAAAAUGGGCCGGGAUACGGGAUUACUGUAACACUGACCAUCAAAUCGAAGCAGAAUAAUGGAGACGAUGAGGAGGAAUUCGUGGAUGACGGAAGUGAUGAGAUAGUAGAGAUUGAGGAGAAUCAAGUGGAGUUGGUGGACACCACUGAGGAGCUCUAUUUGCUCGUCGGAUAUAAAUAA